This is a messenger RNA of Drosophila pseudoobscura, 1488 nucleotides long. RefSeq names its product vesicle-trafficking protein SEC22 (gene Sec22). The record is from RefSeq and is a predicted model, not a curated record. Bases 403 to 1038 code for a protein of 211 amino acids. Gene Ontology annotation, biological process: retrograde vesicle-mediated transport, Golgi to endoplasmic reticulum; vesicle fusion with Golgi apparatus; endoplasmic reticulum to Golgi vesicle-mediated transport. NCBI's taxonomy places the organism in Eukaryota, Metazoa, Arthropoda, Insecta, Diptera, Drosophilidae. Gene Ontology annotation, cellular component: endoplasmic reticulum-Golgi intermediate compartment; ER to Golgi transport vesicle membrane; SNARE complex. Gene Ontology annotation, molecular function: SNAP receptor activity. The transcript has 5 exons.
AUUCCAGCUAUCGUUGACACUGCUGACGUGUUUCCCUCUACAGGAAAAAACACGAAUCGGAUUUAGCGACCGCCCCUCGUCGCCCAACGUUGCAACAUAGUUUUCACACAAACUAAAACGCAAGCAAUGCCGACCCCCCAUAGGAGACCAGUCACCUAUUAGGCCACGACUCACGCAUUCGUUCAGCGGACAACGAGACACUGGAGCGGUCACAGAAACAGGAACAGGCACAGGCUGAAUGAAUUGUAGCUGGAGCUACAAACACUGUGACCACUACAACAACGGUGCGGAGCGGGACAAGGCAUCGGAAAGUGAAGCCGUGUUCACAGAGCGAGAGCGCUAAGCUGAAACAACACACCGAGCGACCCAAGUCCACGUAGCGAAUGAGAAGGAGCCCUCAACAUGGCGAUGCUUACAAUGAUAGCCAGAGGCAUCGAUGGCCUGCCACUGGUAGGCACCAUGCAGGAAGACGAGCAGAGCGGACGCACCAUCUUGGAUUAUCAGAACCAGGCGAAGAUGCUCUUCCGGAAGCUGGGCACACACUCGCCGGCCAGGAGUAGCAUCGAGACGGGACCAUACCUAUUCCACGUUCUAAUCGAGAAUGACGUUUGCUACUUGGUCAUGGUCGAUAAAAUGUAUUCCAAGCGACUGGCGUUCAACUACCUGGAGGACCUUGCCCAGGAGUUCCACACACACUAUGGGCGGAGGGUGAACUCGGUGACCCGGCCCUAUGCCUUCAUCGAGUUCGAUGUGUACAUACAGAAGGCGAAAAGGCAACUGACGGACCGCAGGCGAAACAUCAACAAUAUCAACACACAGCUCCAGGACGUGCAGCGCAUCAUGGUGCAGAACAUCGACGACGUGCUACAACGUGGCACGGUCUUGGCGGACCUCGACACGAAGACCCAGAACCUGUCGCUGAUGUCGCAAAAGUACAAGAAGGAUGCCAAAUUACUCAACCGCAAGUCGAUGGUCAUGAAGGUGGCGGCUGUCGGCAUCGUUUUCAUCAUCUUUUUCCUCUACUUCUGGGUUUUGUAAUAUUCGUUGGUCCCCCACUCUCUGUUUGUGUUAACGUUUAGAAUCAGUUGUCAGUGGAAGUUUCCCCGGCAGCAGCGAAAGGUGACGCUCGUCCAUCGGCGGUGGAGCAUGCUCAGUGUCGGAAGUCGGACGUCAAAGACGGACGGCCAAAAGAUAUUUAGGCUAACACACAUAUAUACCAAAUCAUAUAUCACAUACAUAUAUAUAUAUAUAUACAUGUAUAUAUGAGGGGCAAUAUUUACCAAUGCAAAGGAAUCCAGCAACUUUGACAUGAUUUAAGUUUUAUAUCUUUUUCCUCGGUCCGUAAUACCGGAAAACCAUUUAACCCAGCACACACCCGCACAGUCACAGUUGCGGUCAUCGUCAUGGUCAUGGUCCCUCGUUCGCACUAUAUUUUUCUUAAAUAUUUUAUUACGAUUUCAAUUAAAUUUAGUUUGCUCGACCUUUGCA